AUGGUUCCUAAGAAGGGAGGCAAGCUGAGGUUCUGUGCGGACUACAGGCGGCUGAAUGAGGUAACCAGGAAGGACUCAUACCCCUUACCUCGUAUCGAUGAGUCACUGGACCUGGUUAGGGGGUCCUCCUGGUUCUCCUCACUAGACCUCCGUAGUGGCUACUGGCAGCUACGUUUGAUAGACAGGGUGCUGGAUGGCAUUCCCCGACAGCAGUGUCUGGUUUACCUUGAUGACACCCUGGCCCAUGGCAGCUCUUUCCAGUCAGCCCUGGGGCCUACGGUGUGUGCUGAAGCGGGCUCUUUCCAGUCUGCCCUGGGGGCGCUACGGUAUGGGGCAUUUCACUGUGUCUUCAUCUUUGGUCCUGGCACUAGACUUUACGUUACUGGCAAGCAUGUAAAAGAACCAAAAGUGACGGCCUAUCAAGCGCCCAAGAGCCAAACAAAUAAGAGGACCACCCUGCUGUGUCAGGCCAGUGACAUGUUCCCAGACUUGGUGAGGUUUUCAUGGAAGAUGGAGAGAGAAGACGGCCGGUUGGUGGAGGUGCCUGAAGCAGAGAGAGAAGAGCUGGAGCAGAGGGAGGACGGGAGAGUGACUAGUGUGAUCAUCAUCAAGAACCAAGAGGCUAAAACAAAAAAGUACAGCUGUACUGUAAAGCAUGAACUGACUUUAUAUGAAGUUAAAGUUGACGACAUUCCAAAAAUACACAAACAAGAGGAAUCUUCUUUUACCACGGCUGCCUCUGCACCAACCUGUCCACCCCAGAAUCAUACACACGUCUCUCCUGCCGUCCUCGUCCUUGAUGAACUGUUGCAGUCCAUGUGCAGUGUGAACUUGGCCUCUCUGGUUUACACUGUGAUGAUAGUGAAGAGCUUGGUGUACUGCUGUGGGCUCUCCCUCCUGCUGCUCCUCAGGGACAAGAAGGGAAGUCCACCCCACACCUGGAGAAAAGCUCAUUAAAACCUACAGGCACUGUUCAGUAAUAUUGCAUUACUACUACUGCAGAUUUAUCCAUAUCUUGCCUGAUGUCGCAUAGCAUAGAGUGGAUGUGGGAUAUGAAGAAAUGGGUAGACAUGAAUAAUUGUGCACGUUGAGUAGCCUUCUGGCAUUAUUUUCUGUUGGACAAAAAUGAUGUCCACUCUGUCAAGUGGCAUCCAGUGGGGUCUGGACAAAAAUAUGUUGUGGGAACAAAGUGUUAGAGCCUGGAUGGAGGUAUUAGGAAACAGUAGUGUUAGUCUAAAUUGUUUAAGUUUAUGUUUCUGUCUUCUUUUUAUUUAUAUUUUUUUUACAAAUACAUUUUGUUACAGCUUCAUGGGCUAUUUUGUGUAGUGCAAUUUUUUUGUAUGCAUGUAUAUUUGUCUUUUAUAUUUUAAUACUAAAACAAAUACUAUUUCAAUUGAAUUAAUGAAUCAAUGACUUAACAUGUUAAUUAACAGAUGAAAAUUCAGUAAAUCUUU
Molecule: messenger RNA, 1454 nt
Organism: Osmerus eperlanus (European smelt)
Lineage: Eukaryota; Metazoa; Chordata; Actinopteri; Osmeriformes; Osmeridae
Exons: 6
Coding region: 1-957 (318 amino acids)
Source: RefSeq, a predicted model, not a curated record